This is a messenger RNA of Pyricularia grisea, 648 nucleotides long. RefSeq lists its product as uncharacterized. Gene Ontology annotation, cellular component: nucleolus. Gene Ontology annotation, molecular function: RNA binding. Lineage: Eukaryota; Fungi; Ascomycota; Sordariomycetes; Magnaporthales; Pyriculariaceae. The record is from RefSeq and is a predicted model, not a curated record. The transcript has 2 exons. Bases 1 to 648 code for a protein of 215 amino acids.
AUGUUCGCUAAGCCGAGGCAAAAGAAGACCUUAGGGCCACCUCCGAAGAAGAGAAAAGCCCAGCACAGCAUCGAAGAGAUAUCCUUUGACAAUGAUGCGCGCGCCGACUACCUCACCGGCUUCCAUAAGCGCAAACAAGCCAGGAUAAAACAUGCACAGGAGCAGGCAGCUGAGCAGGCCAGGAAGGACAGGAUCGAGAUGAGAAAACAGCUACGAGAGGAGCGCAAACGAGAUAUCGAGAAACACGUGGAGCAAGUCAACGCACUUUUGCGAGAGGCGCAACAUGCCGGUCAGGAUGACGACGAGUCCGAAAAUGGCUGGGAGGGCUUUGACGACGAGCCGCCGCCAGAGCUCAAGCCUAUGAACUUUGAGGAGGAGUACAUCGACGAGGACAGGUUCACAACGGUGAAAAUCGAGUCGGUCAAUAUCGACCGGGAUGGGCUGCACAGGCCGGAAGACGACGCAGAUUCUGGAGACGAUGAAACGAACGGUGAAAGCAAACCAGAAGAAAAACCAACGGAGGACAAGAAGUCAAGUAAAGAUCAAAAGGCAAAGAAGAAGAAGAAGAAAUUUCGAUACGAAACCAAGUUUGAAAGGAGGUUGACGGAAAGCAAGCGGAGAGCCAAGAAAUUCGCAGGUGCAGGAUAG